GCAGGCAGAUAAAGAUUCAUUCAAUUUUGAAACGACAGGGUCAGGGCUGGGGUUGGGUUGAGUUUUCCCCGUGAUUCCUAUAAAGCUUCCUCCUCUUCCAGUCCCACCAUUUCUCCUCCACCCCUACCUUAUAAUAACCCCCCUCCCACCUCACAACUUCGUUUCCAUUUCUUUAUGUUGAUAUAUAGAUAGAUACGCAUGCCUCUGAAUAUCGCUGCUGAAUCCAUCCCAACGUAAGGCCCAGCAAUCGCUUAUCAAGCUUCUUCAGCUCCAAAUUUGCGAACCGAUUAUUCGUUUAUAAAUCUAGGUAAAAAUAAGAGAAAGAUGACGUCAUCCCUGUUAUCAUCAAAUCCAGCAGUGAAUUCCGACAGAUCAUCCACCAGGAGGAAGAAGAAGAGGAAAAUCCAAAACCAAGCAGAAAAUCUCCAACACAAUUCUCCACUUCAAUGGAAAUCUGAGGCUCAGGAGCAAAUUUACUCAUCGAAACUGCUUCAAGCGCUGCGGCAAGUCCGGGCCAGCAGUGCCUCAUCCGGAGCUCAGACAUCGGCUCCAAAGCGAGUGCGAGAUGCCGCGUAUAGAAUUUUAGCCGCCACGGCGAAAGGCCGGUCGAGAUGGAGCAGAGCCAUACUCACGAACCGGCUCAAGCUUAAGUUUAUGAAGAAAAAUAACAUCGUGAAACGAGAACGGAAGCUUAUGACAGUAAUAACCACGGGAAACAGCCGGAUGCAGAAGAAAUCGAAGGUGAGUGUUUUGCGAUUGAAAUCCAAGGGUUUACCGGCAGUUCAGCGCAAAGCGCGCGUCCUGAGUAGGUUGAUUCCCGGUUGCCGGAAACAUCCAUUGCCAGUGGUUUUGGAGGAGGCGACUGAUUAUAUAGCCGCACUCGAAAUGCAGGUGAGAGCCAUGAGUGCCUUGGCCGAGCUGCUUUCUGCUUCUGGCUCUUCUUCUAGUGGAGCUGGUCAACUCAGCUCAAGUAGAAUGCCCCCUAGCUAAUAUGGGUUAUUCUUUUUUUUUUUUUUUUUCUUUUCUCCUUUUAAUGAUUCAGAUAUUCUCCCACCUUAUGAAUAUCCUAAUGUGAAUUAUAUUUUCUAAUUUCCUUUUUCUUUAGAAAAUGAAAGUUUGUGGUGGGUUUUGUAUCUUAAGAAUAAUUAUGAAUGGGAGAUGAUUAGGAGGAAAUAAUGUGGGUUAGGUGCAAGGAAUCGAGGUCACAAUCUUCUUUAUUCACGUGGUUGCAACUUUAAAAUUUUGCAAUGGGGUCCUUUAGAAUAA
Sesamum indicum (sesame) is the source of this 1266-nucleotide messenger RNA. Its product is annotated as sequence-specific DNA binding transcription factor. The record is from RefSeq and is a predicted model, not a curated record. Gene Ontology annotation, molecular function: protein dimerization activity. Gene Ontology annotation, biological process: regulation of DNA-templated transcription. NCBI's taxonomy places the organism in Eukaryota, Viridiplantae, Streptophyta, Magnoliopsida, Lamiales, Pedaliaceae.